Effrenium voratum is the source of this 2846-nucleotide messenger RNA. The record is from the annotation of a GenBank genome assembly. NCBI's taxonomy places the organism in Eukaryota, Dinophyceae, Suessiales, Symbiodiniaceae.
AGCCAUUUGGGCUCAAAGAGAGUGCCCAUGGGCUAGGGCGAGCCAUGUCGACCAUGCAGGAAGCUUCCGACUUGUCGAAGCUCAAAGAAGCGGCAGGUGAUGACGCGGCUUUGGAUACCCUGUCAAUCUACACCAUCCGGCUGCUUGCAGCCGACAUGGUGGACAAGGCGUCUUCCGGGCACCUGGGCACGCCCUUCGGCUGUGCGCCCUUGGCCAACGCGCUCUGGGGCAAGAUCAUGCAUUUCUCGCCUUUCCAGAGGUGGUUGAACCGGGACCGCUUUGUGCUGUCGGUGGGCCAUGCGAGCGCGCUGCUCUACGUGAUGCUGCACCUCACGGGCAACGGUCUCGGAGGGCAAUAUGUAGUGUCCAUGGAGCGUCUCAAGCAGUUUCGCCAAGCAGGCAGCAGCACGCCUGGGCACCCGGAGUUCCGUAUGACCAGCGGCGUGGAGGUCACCACUGGCCCGCUGGGCCAAGGCUUCGCCAACGCCGUAGGCAUGGCCAUCGCUGAAGCUCACCUGGCUGCGCGGUUCAACAAGGAAGGCUUUCCGCUGUUUGACAACUACACCUAUGUGUUGGCCGGUGACGGAUGUCUCAUGGAAGGCGUCAGCCAAGAGGCCGCAUCCUUGGCAGGCCACCUGAAGCUGAGCAAACUCAUCGUCUUCUACGAUGACAACAAAAUCACCAUCGACGGCGGCACGAAUCUGGCCUUUAGCGAGGACACGGCCACCAUUUUUGCAGCUAAAGGCUGGAACGUGAUCCAGCUGCCGAAUGGAGACUCCCACGACCCCAGGAUUUUUGAGAAGGCCGUGGAGGAGGCCAAGUCCCAAACGGAGAAGCCGAGCAUCAUUGUGAUGCGGACCACCAUCGGCGCGGGGGCGGGUCCAAACGUGGAGGGCAAGAGCAAGGCCCACGGCGGGAAGUUCGCAAACCUGGAGGAGAUUCGCGCAAAGUACUUCUCGCCUGACGGCCUUCGCAAGAGCGGCCAGGCGGUCGACAAAAAAGUAGCGGAGAUGGUGGAGUCUGAGAUGGCCCGCAUCGGGGAGAAGGUGCUUCCCAAGUUCUUCGUGCCUUCGCAGGUCGAACGGAAGUUCCGUCAACGUGGGGACGAGGGGGACCAGAUGGCCUGCGCAUGGAACCGCAUGGUCGGCAAGUACUGCCGAACCUUCCGUGAGUCUGAGCCAAACUUGGUCCAGGACUUGGAGGACCGUAUGCACGGCAAGUACCUCUCUGACAAUUGGCGCAAGGAUUUGGAUGAAUACCUCCGAAAGGAGAUGAAGAUCCUGGAUGCCAACCUGGGUACCUUGUUGAACCAUGCAGAGGUGAGGGAGGAGGAGGUAGCACCACCGCCCUUCAAGCGUCUCAAGUCGGAUGGCGCCUUGGGCUUCAAGCAAAAGGCCGGCAGGGUCUAUGCGUCGGAGGUCCUCAAAUGCCUGGUGCAGAACAAUCCGGCCAUCAUGGGAGGAGCAGCGGAUGUGGCCUCCUCCUGUGGCGUCCACUUCCCCGAGCUCCAGGGCCACUUUCUGCCGGCCAGCCGGGCCCCGGGCCUGGCCAAGGCCAGCUACGCCGGCAGGUACAUUCACUUCGGGGUGAGAGAACAUGCCAUGCUGGCGAUCUUGAACGGUGUGUGCUCCUACUCACUGAUUAUCCCCUACGGCUGCACCUUCACCGUCUUCUUCCAGUACGGCCUGCCGGCCAUUCGCAUGGCGGCCAUCUCGAAGUUCCCCAUCUUUUACAUCGGCACCCAUGACUCCAUCGACGUGGGGGAGGACGGUGGGGUUCCAAAGCAGCCCAGCUGCGUCCUUGAGAAGGACGGGCCUACCCAUCAGCCAGUGGAGGUGCUUCCUCAACUCCGGGCAAUGCCCAACCUGCUGGUGGUCCGCCCCGCGGACGUCAGCGAAACCGUAGGUGCCUUCGAGGUGUUGGGGGACCAGUACGCCAACUUCCGGGACAUCAGCCAGUACGUGGAUCCGAAGCCCUUGGCUCGGCGCCCGGUGUUCCUGAUGACCUCUCGGGGAGAGCUGGGCUUUCCCUAUAAGCCCAACGCCGGCAUCUCCGGCCGGGAGGGCGUGAAGCGGGGGGCCUACGUGGUGCACGACUGCUUCGAUGUGCCGAUGGAUGACCCGGCGGCUGGCCUCGUGAAGCUGCCUACGGGCGCGCGCGUGCCAGACAUCAUCUUGAUCGGCAGCGGCCAGGAUGUGGGGCUGUGCAUGAAGGCAAAGGAGAUCCUUCUGAAGUGGUCCAGCAGCUUCUAUGAGCAGCUCCACAAGAGUUUUGACGGACCGGUGCCUCUGCCGGUCUCUCACAACCAGCCGUGCCUGAAGAUUCGCAUCAUCUCUAUGCCUUGCUGGGAACUGUUCGAUGAGCAGGACCAAGACUAUCAAGAGUCUGUCUUGCUUUCAAACUACACAGACGUGCUUUCGAUUUAUGUGGAGAAGGCGGCUACCAAGAACACGGGCCAUGACAAGUAUGCUCAAUACAGCGUUUUGAUGCCCUCCUUUGGCCUGUCGGGCAAAGGUGCUGAUGUUGAGCGCAAGCUGGAAUUCACUGAAGAUUUCGUAGCCUCAAAGGUCUGGGCUGCGUGGAUCGAUCGCGGCAGGCACGUCCAAGUUGCCGCCGACACGGGCGAUCGUGGUUUCAGCACGUGGGUUUCUCGUAUGGCAAGGCGCGUUGGAGGAAAUUGAUAUGCAAAUGUCCUCUUGCCUUGCCUGUUCAUACAAGUUUUUUCCUGGGCUCUGACGGUGCUGCUUUGCUUUUCUUUUCAAGCGAAGUAGAGGCCGGAGUCCUCUGACAGUCGGCUGUAGCAAAGGCCGUUGAAAGAGUCAUUCGGAAUAGAGGUUGGUCGUGCG